Schistosoma haematobium is the source of this 7024-nucleotide messenger RNA. It is a transcript of the gene RPL12, whose product is annotated as 60S ribosomal protein L12. The transcript is spliced from 2 exons. NCBI's taxonomy places the organism in Eukaryota, Metazoa, Platyhelminthes, Trematoda, Strigeidida, Schistosomatidae. Bases 206 to 703 code for a protein of 165 amino acids. Gene Ontology annotation, cellular component: ribosome; cytosolic large ribosomal subunit. Gene Ontology annotation, biological process: translation. The record is from RefSeq and is a predicted model, not a curated record. Gene Ontology annotation, molecular function: structural constituent of ribosome; large ribosomal subunit rRNA binding.
UGAAGACAUUUCGAAUGAAUAUUCCAGAACAUCAAAAAGUCAAUUCAGUUUAUUUAUGAAUCUGUAAUGGCAGAUAAUUUCACCAAGGUCUGAUAAAAACUGGUGUAUAUUAAUCAAGCUGUUGGUCCAAGUGUUCAACAGAAUUUUCGUGAUACGUUACAGCGCUAGUUCUCGCUACAUUCAGGCGCCAAGUUCCUGGCUUACCAUGCCUCCUAAGCUUGAUCCUACUGCUGUUACUUAUUGUUACCUGAGAGUUAUUGGUGGUGAGGUUGGUGCAACAUCGUCUUUAGCACCGAAAAUUGGUCCUCUUGGCUUGUCUCCUAAAAAAGUCGGUGAUGAUAUCGCAAAAGCAACUCAAGAAUGGAAAGGUCUUCGUAUUUGUGUUAAAUUGACUAUCCAGAAUCGACAAGCGACCAUCAGUGUUGUUCCCACGGCUUCUUCUCUCAUAAUCAAAGCCCUUAAGGAAGAGCCUCGUGAUAGGAAGAAAGUAAAAAACAUAAAACACAAUGGGAAUUUGACAUUUGAUGAGAUAAUAGAAAUUGCACGAACGAUGAGACCCAGAAGCAUUGCCCGUGAGCUUUCUGGAACAGUAAAAGAGGUUCUGGGAACGGCAAGAUCGGUUGGCUGUACAGUUGAUGGUGAGUCUCCUCAAGUCAUAAUCGAGAAAGUAAAUGCUGGGGAAAUGUCGGUACCUGCAGCGUAGUUACAAAUAAACUUUUGGUACGUGAUGACUAUUCUCUUUUUCUUGGGCUGGAUUUAGUCGUAUCUGGUUCUGUCAUAGUGUAUAUACUGACAUGUAGCAUAUCUUAGAGAUAUGGAAUUCAGGUAUUACGGGUUGGUUGCAUAUGUUUAAGUGGUAUGACGUAACUGGUUCAAUCGAUUUGCUCUUACUAUCUGACUUCAAUAACUAGGUUUUCAUGUAUUUUUGGUAGGGUUGGUACAUAUUUCAGUGGUCAGGUUUCCUCUAAGUUUCGGUAUACUUGCGUUGCAAUUGGGGAGUCGCUUCCAGAAGACGUUAAGUCGUGUCGGGUUAGGAAAUGUGACUUCCUUACAAAGUUUCGAACUUGUGAGCGUUAAUCUGGGUCUCUAUGUUCCCAGUGCGAGCCCUACUGCCGAGUCCCACCCACAGUUGAUGAAUAAAAUUAAUUUAAUUGAAAGGGUCCAUUCACUGUAUGCGAGGCACUACGUUAAUGUUUGAUCACAAUUUGACUACAAAUUGUCAUUCCAACGGCUCAUUGUGGCUGGCGAUCUACUUAUUGGUUUAAAUAUUGUGAUCUUAUUAGUUUUUAAAUAUCCUAGUCACCUUAAAAUAAUCAGUCAAUAUUGUACAGGUAGAUUUCGUUCUAGUAGCUUUAGAAAUAUCAGCAGACUGGUUCUUCCUGUCUCAAAGUAUGCCUCGUAAUAAAAAUGCCGAAUUAUUGCUUAUCACAGUUAUAUUGACGCAGCAUUUGCGGUUCCCUCACGCAUAGCGCUAAUGCCAACUUGAGUUCAUAGGAUUCUUCCAUUUUCUAGACUGGUUAAUGAUAUAUUCAUAUUAAGUCUGUAUGUCGGGUUAUUUCCAUAUUAAGAUAUUUUAAGUCUUCGAAUAUACCAACAUGGUGGUCAAACAUGAUUCCACAUGUCAUUUAUAAACGAGACGUAAAUGGUUGCCUUUCAAGUUUAUGACAUGAUUUGGGAUAUAAACUACAUUUUAAUAAUAAACUGGUUUGACGCAACCAAACUAUUGGAAGAGGUAUACGCAUGGCAUCCGUAUUCAGCGAACUGUAUAGAACGUUUGAAGUGUCUAAAUGCAAAAUAAAAAGCAGUAAAUUUGUCAAUAAUUUUCACUGAAAAAAAUUGUCGGUCCUAUGAAUCUCGUGCUAUUUAUGUCACUGAAUAGUACUGUAAGUACACGGAUAAAUAUAGUCAUUAGUACUGUCUUUGGAUGCUGCUCAAAGUAGAAUGCAUAAACCCACAUUAGAUAAAUAAAUUAUUUGCGAUAUUUAUGAUAGCCUUGUGUACAAUUAUUGAUUGUUUCAUAUCGGUCGUUGGCCGAAUCUAACUGAUUCCAUCCGUCAGUUCAUCUAAUUACAUUUCAAUCAAAGACCAACUGUCAGAUCAGAUCAUAUACAUAUCCGUCGUGUGACUAGAAAUUUCCCGCUGAAAAUUUCCGCUAUUGCUGUUGCCCACGAACAAGAUAUAAUAUUUUAGCAUCCAUGUACCAACAGAUGCUCCGGGUUUACUUGUACGCUUUAGUUUAAUAACGAACGCCUGGAUGUUGCAAUCAUUUGUGCUGGAUUUCUCUGUUUGAAUGUAGGUGGAUCCGAGUGCUGUUAGAGUUUCGAUGGGUGUUGUCACUUCAAUUGCCUACACCAUUUAACCGCACUUCUUAAGGGACCUGAAAAAGAAACUGGUUUAGAAGUGUCGAUUGCCUUGAACAUGACGGCAGCAUCCGUGGGUUAAUUUGCGAGUAUGAUUUCGUAAUCUUUUUGGUAGGCAGUUUUAGAUGGGUCAGGUUCGUAGAUUUCAGACUACUACAGGCUGUGUAAGUGUUAAGACAAGGUAAGAUAUCCUGUUCCUUUAGGGUCGGACUUUUCUAUCCCAUCUCCUGUAAGAAGGCAGUAUGGCUUCCGAUAUUGGUUGCGGUAAACCUCUUCCACCACAGUCGUGUACGGUCAACAGUCAGACUUCAUCUUCGUACCUGUUUUUGAUCUUGCCGUUCUCCAGUCGAUCCGCCUUGUAUGUUAAGUUCUAUGAAAACGAGUAUUUUAGCGAAAUCGGUUAUAUUAUUACAAUGAACAAACCUAACAAUGUCUUUGUAGUAACGGGUGCUGUCGGAAUUUAAAGAUUUCUUCCUCACCGGGUGGGUGUCAAAAUCAUGUUAAGUUGAGUCUAUAAUUGUGCGGAUCAACAUCCUAACGAGCUAUUAUAAGAAAUGUGGUUCAUGGGUCUUUCUCUUGUUUCAUUGCUUUUUAACAUUGAUAAGCAGGUUGUCUUUGCUACUGUUAAAUUGCUCACACUUUUUCGUUCCCGAGUACCGUAUAUCUUUCAUAAGAAACAAGUUAAAUAGUUACUGGACUAAUUAUUUUGUUUGUGUACAUUUAUUACUGGUAUAUGGACUAAGGCUUAGAUAGGACGAAAUGAUCUUACAGUUCAAGAUAACGUAUCAGGGAUUGAACAAUUAUUUGGUAACAUUAUGUACUUCACAGCUAAGGCAUACCUCUUACAGCACUAUCAUUGAACUUCAGUGGGGUAAAUAAUUGAGGGGUUUGUAACCCUAAAGAUGCCUUAUCCACGUUGUUUUUGGGGCGAAUUAUUUCCCCUUUACUGGUAUUAACUUGUCACUGUUGUUCACUAACGUUUAUGCAAUGAUCCAUUGUUAUAAAUUAGUUUAUGGAGAGCUUUGCUUAAAAACUUGUUAUGUGAUUUUUGAGGAGUGUGAUAAUCCUUUUGCGUUUAUAGAUUUCAUUUCCUUUGUUGACUAUGAGGAAGUUGUUAUGGAAGCUAAUAGUUGAAUGAAAUAAUUCUACUAGGAAAUUGCACUUUAGAUGGAACCUAACAAAUAUAAUGGAGACUUCUAUUCACAGUCAACAUGAAUUAUUAUACAAUUAUUAUUAUAGUUAUCUUAUUUGUCCAACUAUAACAUAUGACAAAACAGCUAUUUCGUACAUCGUGAGCUGUUAAAUCAGUGUGCAAACAAAAGCUUGCGUAAUUGACUCAGUUCAUUACACAUUUCAAUAUGUAGUGACUUCCAUAUGUGUGUUCAGGAAAGACUAGUAUCCUUAGUGAGAAGACAUGUAGUGGGGUUCAAUCUACUUGGAAGGUGUAUAUCAUUUGAAAGAUAUAACUCAACGAUGCUGGGAAUCGAUUUUAAUCCACCAGCCCACUCGUAAUUAUUGUGCAUCUGAUUAGUUAGGUAGUAAUAUAGGUCUUUGCAUUGUUUACGUGACUAAGUGCUGUAUUAAACCAGGAUGUUCGGUUUUACUUGCUGGUAAAAAUUACUUAAUAUGAACUUUAUCUGAAAUGCUUGUGAAGCAAAUUGGUGUACAUCAGAAAGAUCACCGGGUUUUCCAUUUUUCGUUGUACAUUUUGUGACGGUCGGUCACAAUAUUAUCAAAGACUUCUCUUACAUGCGGAAAUAUGUCUAUUCAAGAACUAUCCGUUUCACAGAUGUCAUCUUAUUCUACCGAACCUGGUAAGGUCAUUUUGGAUAUACGAUAUGGCAGAAUCAGGCAAUACUAAUAAUCAACUUUUUAUCGAAAUGGCCGAAAGACAAAGAAGACGAUAAACGUUAUGAGGAAGGACGUGUUUGGUCGUAUAAAGGGGUGGGGUGACCUGAGACUUCUAAACUGGCUGACUACGGCAAGAGAAGGGUUUCAGGGCAGUUCAUGGGGGUCAUCUUGUAAUGAUGCUUGAAGGAAUGCAUUCAGCUGGUUAGUGUCCAAUAAAACCAACAAGAUCAGGUUCAAUAUCGAAUGCGUGCAAAACUAUCCAUUGUGCAAGUUGUUUAUCACUACAUCAGCAAUGGUUUUGUGUAGACUUAUUGGUAAAAUGGCCCACCUCAAUCAAUGUAUUGUAUUAGGGUUCGUUAGCAGUAUAAGUUUAUCAUAGUAAAGUUGCUAAUUUGUCGAUUGAGGAAUUCCUAUUUAGCGAAUCCCAAACAAACAUAUCUGUCUUCAGAGAGCUAUCCUAACCUAUUACAUCGCAAUCCAAGUAUUUCAGAUUUCUAACUUCAAAAUUAAAAUGGUCCUUAGGUUGCUUAAACCCACAUGGUUCUGCCAGUCUUGAAGUACACAUAUGUGCUUUGUUCUAUUUUGCUACUUACUGAAAGUAUUCAGUUGUUGUGGGUGACUGACUUUGUGAUCAGGAAACUGUCGUAUUUGUGCACUAAAAAGGAAUUAGAUAAAGGCUUUUAGUUACAGACUAGUAUUUUAAUACCUGAAGUCUCGAAGGUCGUGAAAAUAGUUACAAAUGGAUCUUCUGAAACUACCUAGUUAGGCACUGUCAUAUCUGAAUGUCAACUCAAAUUUCUCCUGUGUAUAUUGACCACGUGGCUAGAUGAUGAAGUAUAAUUGUCUUGUGGACAUAGAUCUAACAUGUUUCUCCAGAGUAUUAAGUAUAGUUGGUCAUUAAGUCCUCUUAGUUUCACAAAUGUAAACUCAAUAAUUGUUUCUAUUUCUUUUCCUUCAAAAAUAAAUUAUUGUCCACAUAUUCAAUUUUUUAUUACUUAAAUGUUCCGUAUUAUUAUUAAAUUUGAAAUUAAUUGAGUGCAAUAAAUAGUAAAAUUCCUAUAUCACUUAUUAAUUUGAAAAGAAGUUCGUUGUUAAGUGUGAAAAUAUUUUGUUUCAUAUUUCUUUUGGUACUUUUCUAAACGUAAAUAUCAAAUUUGAGUUUGCCAAACUGUUGAUUAUGCCGAGAUUCAGUUUAAACUCGAUAUUUAAAGUUUCAACCCUUACUACUAAAUCAUACUGGAGUCCAUCAGUGCUUGCGUAUUUUUGUUCUUGUUCCCUUUUAAAUAAAGACACUGGUAUUAUUGUUAUUAUUACUAUUCGAAUAAGCGAAUUUUACUAAUUAUAGGCUUUGUCUUUGAAGAAACUAUAAAGAUGAAUUUUAUAAAACUUUACAUAUUGGAGUUGUUGAGAUAUCUAAGGUAGACGGAGAUCACAAAAACAUCCUCAUCCUGAGCUUCAAAUAUUCUUUAUCACUUGAUCUCAUACUUUCUAGCUUUUAAUGUGCUAACAUAUCACGAAUUGUAGUUGUCUUUAGCGCCUGGAAAUGUUCUCUGAAGUCAUUAUUUCAACGGAGAAAUAUUUGUUAGAUAUAUAUGUGUAAGAUAUAUAAUAUAGUAAAUACAUCAUGACGUGAACACUUAGCUGUUGCUGCUCAAUAUAUUCUAAAAAUUCCCCUAAGACUUGAAGAUGAAAUCGUCAGAAUCAUGUCUUCAUGGAAAUGUAAUCGAAACGCCCUUUAAGAUAGAAUGUACGACGGGAAUCAGUUAGGAGUGUUGUAGCUGAUCGAUCUUUUUAAAAACCAUUUUUGCGGUGUGGUGCGAUGGCUAAGCAGUUCAAAGACUCAUUUUUUUAAACCAUUUGGUUACGAAUUCAAAACACGCAAUGCCUUUUUAGAUGGCUGAGCGGUAAUACUGGCCGUCACAAAAGUAUUACCUGCGAUCAAAUAUAAUGACGUGCACUAAUCGCACACGUCACAUAUUAAAGUCUUGUGAUUUCGGUAAGGUUGACUAUGGUUUAGUUAGGAUAGAUUUUUUAUUUAACCCUAAUCAAAAGUCUCUGGUUUAAAUUACACUGCUGCUCAUGUUUCUUUCUUAAUUAAAUCAUCACCACCUCUCUAUAUGAUAUCAGAUUACUCAGCUAGUUAUUUAAAAACUACAAUAAUCCAGUAUCCAUCUCAUCAGUCUAAUUUGGUCUUAAACCCUAGGAAAGAUUCUAUUUUCUUUACAUGUGCGCACUUGCUUAAUUAAUAUUUUCUUGUGUAUUUUUUCAGAGCAUAAACUAAAUAUCUUAAAAUUUGAUGUAAAAUAUUUUUCAGAACACAUUUCCGGGGUGUUUUUAUUUAUUUAUCCACAUUGUAUGAACUGAAAUAAAACGAAUUCAUCUUACUGUUUUGACGUUCUUAUCCCAUUAUUGCAAUUGGCUAAUAUAAGUAGCUAGAUGUUUUUUUUACAAAUAGACAAAUGACCUGUAUAUAAAGUGUUUUGAAAAACGAAGAGUUACCUUCUCAGGAGGUUUGCUGACAAAGUCAGAAAAUCGUAAUUGAUGGGUAACAAUAAGAAUAGUGUGAUCUACCAUAAAAUUUCCUUUACUCACUGUUCUAAAGCAAUUGAUAUUUUACUUUUAAAGUGUUAGUAAAUGAGUCUAGGCAGUGGUUAAACCGUACCCAAGUCAAUAUGCUUGGAAUGUCGUAUUAAGUUAGUGUAUUGUAACAACCAUGUGCUCCGUGGAUAUUUGUUAAUAAUAGACUUUGAAUUUCCGUGGUUGGACUGAGUCGAAUCUCUUAAAAAAAUGCUUAGGAAAUCUUGUGACACCAU